AUCAAAGCCAAAAGUGCAAGUGAAACAGAGUAAAAGCCAACUGAAGUUAAGGUUGCUGCACAAUCAUCCUAUGCACUCCAAGUUAAAAACACAGCGAACCAAUCAUUAGUUUGUCCAAAUUGAACAGGAACCAAUCAUUAGUUUGUCCAAAUUGAACAGGAACCAUGCUUGCAGGAUUCGCUACUGGAAGCCACUUUCAGCCUGGAGUUGUCAAAAUCAGCGGCAGAAGACAAAUUCUUGGCUUGAAGCCGGGCUCAUUGUACUUGUCAAGUGUCGAGUUUUCUAGAAAGAAUAGAAUUGCUUGCAAAGUUGUCAAAGAGGAAGAUGAUGUCUCGUAUAAGCUUGAGGAAGUCAGAAAGAAUCGGCCUUUGGUUAAGAUGUGUGGCAUUACUUCUGCAAGAGAUGCGGCGAUGGCUGCAGAAGCUGGUGCCGAUUUUAUUGGGAUGAUCAUUUGGUCAAACUCUAAACGGUCCGUUUCACUUUCAGUUGCAAAAGAGAUUUCGAGAGCUGCAAGGGAGUAUGGGGCACAGCCUGUUGGGGUGUUUGUGGAUGACGAUGUGGACACAAUACUAAGAGCCUCUGAUGCAGCAGACCUUGAGUUUGUUCAGCUUCUUGGAGAUGGUUCUCGUGCUGCUUUUCCAGCAUUAGUCCAAGAGAACCGUAUAAUAUAUGUCCUUCAUGCUAAUGAAGAUGGAACUCUCUUGAACCAAAUUUCUGCCGAAGAGUGUUCUCUAGUUGAUUGGGUUCUUGUGGAUAGUGCAAAGGGUGGCAGUGGCAAGGGAUUCAAUUGGACUCGGUUUAAGCUACCAAGUAUUAGAAGCAAGCACGGAUGGCUUUUGGCGGGAGGAAUAAAACCAGAGAAUGCUUCUGAGGCUCUUUCUACUCUCAAACCCCAAGGAAUUGAUGUUAGUAGUGGCAUUUGUGGCCAAGACGGCAUCCAGAAAGACCCAUUGCGAAUAUCUUCAUUCAUGAGUGCAGUUCAUUCAGUAACAUAUUGAUCCGUCAAGGUUAGACGGUGAGGAAACGAUUUAAGAUAUCAAGUUAUAUCAACAAUGUAGAACUUUUAUGUUGUGACAACCAUCGGACUAGGUAUCUGGAGAUCUGUCAAACGGACUUGGUACCUAGAUUAUGUUCAGGGGAGGGUCGAUUUCUCGGCCACUGAAGAACCUGUUAUGGUAUACUUGUAUUUGGUGAUAUCAUAAUAAUGCUAUUGUAAAAUCAGUAUC
Messenger RNA from Fragaria vesca subsp. vesca, 1226 nucleotides. RefSeq names its product n-(5'-phosphoribosyl)anthranilate isomerase 1, chloroplastic-like. The transcript has 5 exons. NCBI's taxonomy places the organism in Eukaryota, Viridiplantae, Streptophyta, Magnoliopsida, Rosales, Rosaceae. Gene Ontology annotation, biological process: L-tryptophan biosynthetic process. Bases 165 to 998 code for a protein of 277 amino acids. Gene Ontology annotation, molecular function: phosphoribosylanthranilate isomerase activity. The record is from RefSeq and is a predicted model, not a curated record.